CGCAGCAUAAAAAGCAUAAUCGUCUCUUUCUCACUCUCUACCGCCCGUGCUCUCUCGCUCUCUCUCUCUCCGGCUACGUCUAUCGGUGCUCAUUCAGUUAAUUAAGCUCGGGCGGAGCGGAGUGCGUUGUUUUGGUUUUCCCUGCUGGUGCUGUGUGAUUUUCCCACGUCUUUAACGCUUCCAAUGUUACAGCGGCUACGCGGCACGGGCAGCCGCUUCCGGUGCACCGGUGGCCAGCAGCAGCGGGCUGGGGUGGCCGGUGUGAGCCGCGGGGCCAAACCGUUCGCUGAAAUGCCGGGCCCGCGCCGAAUUCCGUUGCUCGGCAUGCUGAACGACGUGAUGCAGCUCGGGAAACCAGCUGAGCUGCAUUUGAGGAUUUCAAAGUACCACGAGCAGUACGGCGACCUGGUGCGGUUGCAGAUUGGCACGCAGAACGCGGUGUUCGUGCGCGACCCGAGCCUGAUGCGCAAAACGUUCCAGCUGGAGGGUGCGUACCCGCGCCAUCCGCUGCCCGAGUCGUGGACGUACUUCAACAAGAAGCACGACUACCAGCGGGGCCUGUUUUUCAUGGACGGGAAGGAGUGGUUGCAGUCGCGCCAGAUCUUUAACAAACCGAUGCUGAAAGACUUCCACUGGAUGGAGGAACCGAUACGGGGAACGUGCGAGGCUACGGUUGGUCAUAUGCAGCAAACUUGCGAUAGUGUCGCUGCCUUCGAGGGGAUUGAGGCGUUCCUCUACCAGUGGUCCGUUGAAGUGGUGCUCAGCGUAAUGCUUGGCUCAGCCUUCACCGAAUGCCAACAGUCGGCCGAGUUCCGUCGGCUGGUGCAACAGUUUUCCGCCGUCGUGUACGACAUCUUCCGCUGCAGCUCGGAGCUGAUGAACAUUCCGCCCGCGAUCGCGGACCGGCUGAACGUACAACCCUGGCAGCAGUUUGAAAAGGUGGUACCGGAAACGAUCCGUCUCGCAACGGCUAUCAUCGAAUUCGGAAUAGCAAACGCACAGACGCGGGACGGCCUGCUCGAUCUGAUGAUGCAGAAGCUCGACAAGCCGCUGAUGAUGCGCAUCUUUAUCGAUUUCAUCAUUGCCGCCGGCGAUACGACCGCAUUUGCUACCGUUUGGGCACUGUACCUGCUGGCGAGCAAUGCGAACCUGCAGCAGUCCGUCCGGCAGGACGUGCUCGACUCGAACACGCUGGAGUGCGGCGCAGUGAAGGGUGUGGUGCGCGAAACGUUGCGCCUGUAUCCGAUUGCCCCGUUCAUUGGGCGGUUCGUGGAGCACGAGUCCGUCUUUGGGGAGUACGCACUGCCCAAAGAUACGCUCGUCCUUCUCUCGCUGUACAGUGCCGGUCGGGAUGAGCGGUUCUUUGCCGAGCCGGAAGCGUUCAACCCGUACCGCUGGCAACGGACCAACGCGGCGGAGUCGUCCACUGCCCGCACACCGUCCGCCUCGCUGCCGUUCGCAAUCGGUGCACGGUCCUGCAUCGGGCAGAAGAUUGCACAGCUACAGAUGCACUAUCUACUAUCGAUGAUUUUGACCAAAUUCGAACUAACGCUAGCCGAAGCGGACCAGCAGGAUGUGAUUAAACCGAUCCUGAAGAUGAUUACCGUACCGAAUGUACCUGUCAAGCUGUGCCUUAAACCGUGCAGCGCGCAACCGGAGCGGCAGACGGUGGCACAAGUGCAAGACUAGGGCGGUUUUGUUAGUGCAGGGUGCACAACACAACCGGUUCGAAAGCUAGUGUAAUCGGCUAAGGGCAGCUGGGCAAUACUGUUUGCGCUGGAAGCUUGUGAUAACAGCCGCAGCUUCCAGCUUGCUUCCGAAAACCGAAUACCUCCCAUCAACGCAUAUACCUCACGCUUAGCGCCAAGACGUAAAGAAGGGCGCACGCUUCAGUGUACACACGCGGUGUGUAGCUUUGUUGUUUUUUUUUUGCAUUUAAAGCGGUUCCAAUUGUUUUGUUUCUACCGAAUCCUACCAUACCAUAAGUAAGCAUUUGUUAGUUUAGAUUGUAUGCUUUUUUUAUUAUUAUUAUUACCAUACAAUAUAAGUUAAAGUCUUCCAAACUGCAAACGGGGCACACACACCGUACACCGU
Anopheles merus is the source of this 2094-nucleotide messenger RNA. It is a transcript of the gene sad, whose product is annotated as cytochrome P450 315a1, mitochondrial. The record is from RefSeq and is a predicted model, not a curated record. The transcript is spliced from 8 exons. Gene Ontology annotation, molecular function: iron ion binding; monooxygenase activity; heme binding. Lineage: Eukaryota; Metazoa; Arthropoda; Insecta; Diptera; Culicidae. Gene Ontology annotation, biological process: cortisol metabolic process; cellular response to peptide hormone stimulus; C21-steroid hormone biosynthetic process. Gene Ontology annotation, cellular component: mitochondrial inner membrane. Bases 184 to 1689 code for a protein of 501 amino acids.